Messenger RNA from Fraxinus pennsylvanica, 684 nucleotides. Lineage: Eukaryota; Viridiplantae; Streptophyta; Magnoliopsida; Lamiales; Oleaceae. The record is from the annotation of a GenBank genome assembly.
AUGGAUCCCAUUUCUGGACUCCAGCAAGUGAAGAAAUAUUAUCCAUUCAUGACUUGUAUUGUGAAGGUGAAUACGAAAACUCAAUGGCCAAAGACCGUUGCAAAAAUUUUGAGCAAGAUUCAAGGGGUACAAAAUUUCAGAAUGGAUCUUGAGGGACAUGUUGAAAUUUCUGGUACAGUGGAUCCAGAUUUACUCUUAAAAUUGCUUGGAAAAUCAGGGAGAAAAGCACGAUUAUGUUGGUUCCAGUAUGGAGAGUGUUCAAGCAAUUUAUUUAUGUCGAAUCGCACAGCCAAUGUAGCGCCUGAAAGCUAUGGACGAUAUAUCCAAAAUGGAAAUCCUCCUCGACCCAAGCUGCCAUCAAAUGAUGAUCGCAAUCCCAAACAUGUUGAUCCCAACUCUCAUGACCGGAUGCUGAAUUUUGAGCGUGCUCAUGAGCAUUUGCAUGAUCACAAGCCGCCGCCGCCGCCGUUGUCGCUUGCUCCGAGAACGAAACUUCCGCCUCGUGCGCCACCCGACACUCGUGAUCAUACGCUGACUUUCGAGCAGGCUCAUGAACACUUGCAAGAUCUUAAGUCUUUGCCCCCUCCACCGAGAACUAAUGCUAAUUCGGAACCUGGCCAGCUUUCGGCGCUUCGUGUGCCACCCCUUAGCGGUGAAGACAUCAACUGCUGCAACUUGAUGUGA